AUGGGCGAUCGCUUGACCUUAGCGCAUCGUCUUCUCAGGGACCAUCCUACUAAGGCUGUCGAGCUUCUGAUGGACUAUUUGAAAGAUGCAAAUAUCAAGGCAGAGACCGAGCAGUUCAUCGGACAGAAUCCUCCUCAGCGAAACCUCGAGACUGAGUCUGACCACCUUCACGAAAUAUUGCCGGCGCCCUCGCAUCAUCGCAACUCUUCCGCACAACAAGCAUCGGGACGUCAUCACAUGCAACGCAUGAGGAACAGCAUACAGACUCCAUCCGCCAGCGCAGGGUCAAAUAAAUCAUUUGCUUCAGGUCUCGCGGCCGCGGGCAUGGAAAAGAUCACCAUCCUCACAUGCGACGACGACAGCGCGGAUCAGGUGGUGAUAGCGAUGUACGGAUCAGGGAAGCAUAAUCUCAUCGGUGACGACGUGGCCUAUGGUGGCCGCGGUCUUAGUGCCAAUCAAUACCGGUUGGAUGAGUCGAUGCUGGUGCCCACGCCUUCUGGAUCGGCAAGAGUCACGACUGCUGUAGACCUAACAUGGCGUAAUCCUGGUCGCAACAAGGGCAAGACGAAAAUGGGUACAUUCUACGUCGUGCCAGAGAAUUUGCUCGAAAGCGACGUGGUUCUGGCAUCUGACGAGUCCAUGGAGCGUCAAUUCCCUUCAGGUCGCUACCUACGAGGCUUCGUCAGCGGGGACGAGUUCCAUCAAGCAGUUCCGCCGCCUGCGCCGAUGCCCCCAUACCAGCCCCAAUAUCAGCCACCGUCUCCCGAGAUUCAACGGGCAUUCGGGCGCGUCGGUGCAAUACACGAACUACAACGCAUGCGAGGGUCCGAGCCACCCGCCCAAGCUGCCCCAUCAGCGCCCGUGAAUCACAGUCAGCAGGGUAGCGCACCCAUACCGAUUACGAGUCAAGGCAAUCCGAGCGACGAGCUCGAAAUUGAAGGUUACUGGGGCAGGAUGCCGAUCAGCAUGUCAGUCGAUAUCAGCAGUUCGGGAGAGCAGUUCUUCCAAGCCUUUCAAUGUAUGGCCAUAGACCGAAAGCGCGGUGACAACUUCGACAGGCAGAGAGUAGCGAUGCUGUUGAGAGCGGACGAGGAAGGUCCCGAGGAAGAAGCCUACCGCGUUAGUCUUGAUCAAGGUACACUGGAGAAGCGCUGGAAGAUGAUCGUGAAAUGGAUUCGAAAGAACAAGAACUCGGAAGAACCGCAUCUGUAUGCGACGGUCGAGAUCGCGGAUGGGUGA
Messenger RNA from Alternaria viburni, 1239 nucleotides. RefSeq lists its product as uncharacterized. NCBI's taxonomy places the organism in Eukaryota, Fungi, Ascomycota, Dothideomycetes, Pleosporales, Pleosporaceae. The transcript is spliced from 2 exons. The record is from RefSeq and is a predicted model, not a curated record. The coding region runs from base 1 to 1239 and encodes 412 amino acids.